This is a messenger RNA of Ipomoea nil (Japanese morning glory), 1707 nucleotides long. RefSeq lists its product as uncharacterized. Lineage: Eukaryota; Viridiplantae; Streptophyta; Magnoliopsida; Solanales; Convolvulaceae. Bases 1 to 1707 code for a protein of 568 amino acids. The record is from RefSeq and is a predicted model, not a curated record. The transcript is spliced from 3 exons.
AUGGUGAGAACCAGAAAUCAGAGAAUGGGAAAGUUACCUCGAAGAGGAACAACCAAUAGCACCUCAAAACACACCGGCACUGGAGAAUCAUCGAACCCUGUAUGUGUCGAAGAAGAGAAUUCCGCCAACAUUGUGAUGGAUCCUGUUCCGAUAGCUAGAGUACCAUUCGGAAAACCCCAAGAACAAAGCACCAAUCCUCCAGGUAACUCGAAUCUCCCACUGAUAGAUCAUGAGGAAACCCCUAUACCCAUGCCCAUUGCGGCUGAUUUCAGAGACAAUAGGAUCGUUGUUCUAAAUGAUAUAGUGGUACAACUUCGGUUUUCCAUAAACCAAGGCUGGGAACCGGAUAUGGGUUCCUAUGUCAGCUCCGAACAAGAGGACAAUCCAAGGGAAUCAGAAGUUGAGGGACACACAGAUCCUCACAAUCACGAGGAAGUACAUCCCUCAAGUCCUAACAUUGAUGAACAAACCGUAAUUGAAGAAACCCCCAAUCCAAUUCCUCAGGUCUCCAAAAACCCUAGAAAGAGGAAAAUGCCUGACCCAUAUGAAGGAGCUGAUCCAAGGGCCAAAAGGCCAAAGGAUGAACAAAACUGGGUACCAAAUGAUGAAAUUGAGCCCUCUGGCUGUGAGAAAAUAAGAACCCGAGCCCAAAAGAAAACCAAUCUAGAGAGAAAACAGCCACAAAUCACCAAAGUGUCCAUCAAAGCAAAGGGAAAACAAAAGGCAACUGCCAAAGAAAAAGGGAAACAGAAAGUAGUUAGCACUGAUGAUGACCUGUCAAACCUACCCAACCCACACAGUACAACCUUUCUAAGUAAAGAGUCUGGAAAAUUAUGGAAUAGAAUUGUGGAGAAAAGGAUUAUAAACCAAAAAAUUCUGGACACAAACAAACUGGACAACUCAGAACAGAUCCAAGAAGCCCUCAUCACAAACCAACUCCUAGGAACAGUCACCAAUAUAGAACCUUAUGAUGAGGAAGUAAUCCAGGAAUUCUACUGUAACCUAACCAAAUCCACCACAAUUCCCAGUAGUCCUAUGUAUGGCAAAAUAUAUGUGAGAGGGAAAUUAUAUGAGUUCACACCAGACACAAUUAACAACUACCUUGGAACAUCUGAGAUUGAGCAAGAAAUUGAACUAAAUAGUGAACAAGUAGCCAAGGAACUCACAGCAGGAAAUGUUAGCUUUGAAAAGAACAAAAUCAAAGCAGCUUCUCUUACCAGCAAGUAUGCAAUCCUACAGAAGAUAGCCCUUGCAAACUGGAUGCCCUCACUUCAUGAAUCCACAGGCCUCAAGACUCAAGGAUCCAAGACCACAGUCAAGAACUUCAACACAACUGUCAAACUAAGGAAGGGAAACCACCAAAAUGAUCUUAAAUCCACAGCUCCAAAUAACAACCCACUUGACUCAAAAACACUGAUCACUUAUUUUAAAGGCAGAUUGACAGAAUUGGAAGCCUCAGAAAAACAACUACUGAGAAGACACAUGAUCAUCAAGGAAGAAAAAGCUGAAAUAAUAGAAUGGCUGGCAGUAUUAAAGGCAGAAAUUGAAGAUAACCAAGAGCAAGGAACAGAAGAAGAUAUUCAAGAACACUCUGAGGAAUCAGAAAAUGAAGAUAAUCAAAGUCAAAACCAAGGAUCAGAAGAAGACAUCCAAGAAAGAGGUGCUGAAACACCAGUUUCAACACCAGAACCAGGAGAAAGAGAAUAA